Psammomys obesus (fat sand rat) is the source of this 3370-nucleotide messenger RNA. RefSeq names its product protein-L-isoaspartate (D-aspartate) O-methyltransferase domain containing 2 (gene Pcmtd2). Gene Ontology annotation, cellular component: cytoplasm. Gene Ontology annotation, biological process: protein modification process. Lineage: Eukaryota; Metazoa; Chordata; Mammalia; Rodentia; Muridae. Gene Ontology annotation, molecular function: protein-L-isoaspartate (D-aspartate) O-methyltransferase activity. The transcript is spliced from 6 exons. The record is from RefSeq and is a predicted model, not a curated record. Bases 112 to 1191 code for a protein of 359 amino acids.
GUUUACAGCGGCCGAGGUCGGUGCGAAGCGACACAAGAGCCCGAAGAACUGCUGUCGGAGUCUAAGCCAGGGCUGCUGAGCGCCGAGUCUUGCUUGAUUGUAAUCUUGAACAUGGGCGGUGCUGUGAGUGCUGGUGAGGACAACGAUGAGCUCAUUGAUAAUUUGAAGGAAGCCCAGUACAUCCGGACGGACUUAGUAGAGCAGGCUUUCCGAGCUAUUGACCGAGCAGAUUAUUAUCUUGAAGAAUUUAAAGAAAAUGCAUACAAAGAUUUGGCGUGGAAACAUGGAAACAUUCAUCUCUCAGCCCCGUGCAUCUACUCGGAGGUGAUGGAAGCUCUGGAUCUGCAGCCUGGGCUCUCUUUUCUCAAUUUGGGCAGUGGGACUGGCUACCUCAGCUCCAUGGUGGGCCUCAUUCUAGGUCCUUUUGGCGUGAACCACGGAGUGGAGCUCCAUUCAGACGUGACUGAGUACGCAAAGCAGAAACUGGAUGUCUUCAUCAGAACAAGUGACAGUUUUGACAAAUUUGACUUCUGCGAACCUUCCUUUGUGACUGGCAAUUGCCUGGAGAUUGCCCCAGACUGCUGUCAGUACGAUCGUGUGUACUGUGGGGCUGGUGUGCAGAAAGAACACGAAGAGUACAUGAAGAACCUUCUCAAAGUUGGGGGGAUCCUCGUCAUGCCCUUAGAAGAGAAGCUGACCAAGAUAACACGCACAGGCCCUUCUGCUUGGGAAACAAAAAAGAUUCUGGCUGUUUCCUUCGCCCCUCUGGUCCAGCCCUGCCGUUCGGAGUCAGGACAGUCCAGACUUGUCCAGCUACCCCCACCAGCCGUCCGAAGCCUGCAGGACCUGGCCCGGCUUGCUAUCCGUGGCAGCAUCAAGAGGGCUAUGCGCCAGGACGCCACCAGAGGAGGUGGAGUGAAGAGCACGCCUAUGUUCAAAAGAAGGAGAGUCCGUCGCAGGCGGAUGGAGACCAUUGUCUUCUUGGACAAAGAGGUUUUUGCCAGUCGAAUUUCCAACCCCUCUGAUGACACCAGCUGUGAGGAUGCCGAAGAGGAUCGAAGGGAAGUGGCAGAGAGGACCUUCCGGGAGGCCAAGCCUGAGCCCCCGGUAAACUUCCUUCGUCAGAGGGUGUUGCGCCUCCCUUUGCCUGACCCCCUGAAGGACUACCUGCUGUAUUACAGGGAAAAGUGAGCCGUGGGAGAGUGGGAUCGGGGUCCCAGAGGAAACUGCUGGCCAGCUACACGUGUCUUUUCCCUUUCUUGGUCCCUCUCUAUCCUCUAAAACUUUUCAUGCAAUGGUGUGAUUUAUUUAAAGCACAAUCCAACAAGAAACUGCAUAGAAUUAUUUUCCUUGGGGGUGGGAUGGGGUGGGGCAGGGCGUGCAUCUUGUUGGUUCUACUGUAACUUGAGCUUGUUGGGGACCGCGUGAUCUGCUCCUUCUGCAGGCGGACUUAAACACUGAACUCGAUGGCAUUGUGUCCUGUGUGAAGCAAGGGGCGAGUCUGUAAGGGUCUAACAUCUUGUGUGAACCCACCACCACCCAGCUGGAAUUUUACGUGCUGAUUCUAUUGCUGGCACUGAGUUCUUCUGACUUUCCUCAUUUUCUAGGUCGGAAAAUGUUGAAAAUCCUUAUUUUAAUCAAACUAAUCAGAUCCCAUGUGAAGUGUCAACUGUAAUUAUUAAAAGAAAAUGAAAUGCAGGAGGGAAGAAUAAAGAUGCCAGAUGUCUUUCUGGAAUUUCCAAAGACUUCCAAGCAGUUGGUCCCCCACCCCCGUUAACAAAUGUGUGCGUGACAAGCUUUCCUUGAACCGUAGGAAUGAUUCCUGGGUCAUUGAACUGCAAAGACCAGAACAGUUUUCUAAGGUGUUUCCCUGCGACCUCUCAGGGCAGGUGGAGAGACCGCAGGUGUUAACAGACAGCCCAUGCCUCCCGACUUCAGUUUGCGGUCUUCCUUUGAUCAUAGAUAGGAGAGUACCAGUUCCUAGAUUUUUAUCUUUUAUAGUUCUGGAGAAAAACUUGUUAGUUUUGUAAAUUUUCUUAAGAACAGAUAUAUGUAUUUUACUAGCUCCAUUGCAUUAGAGCAAUUUAACUCAGUGACUUGUGAAAUCCAUUAUCUCCAGGCCAUUGGCGUUGAGAACUAUCAAGUUUAAAAAAGUAAAAAAAUUAAAAAAGCAAUCUUUUUGGCUGUCAGAGGGCAGGACUUGAAGUUUCAUUGCUGAUCCAAAAAGCUGGCUCAUAAAAAAAAAAAAAAUUUUAGCCCAAAGAAAAGAAUAGUGUAAAUUGUUAAUAAUAAACCCAAGUUAGAGUGUUAAUUUAGGAUUAAGUACUGAGAUUUUAUGAUUUGCUUUUAGCUUAGCCUUAUGUGGCUUUCAGGGAGAAGUUUGAUAGUUCUGUGAUAUCUCUAAACUUAAAUGGGUAUUUUGGUUCCUUUCUUUCUUUUUUUUUUUUUUUAAGUUAGUUGAAUCAUUUUUACCACACAGUAUAGUCUGCAUGUAUAGUUGGGAAAACAUAUAAUGCCCUACAUUAUAAAUAUAAUGUACACUUAACAUUACUUUAAAUAUAAGCUAUUUAAAGAAAGUUUAUAGUUGUUUUUCCUUGCCUUUUAACUCCAAUUUUAGCUUCUUUUCUUUCAGAGAGAAAUGCAUGCUCUAACUUGACUUGCAGAUGUUUGUAGUUUGCAGAUAUUUGUUGAUGUUAACUCUAAUUGUUAGCUAGACUUUUAUGUUACCUGAAAAUUUGGGGACAUAAAAUUAAAUAAAUGAUAUCUGUAAACUCUGUAUAUUAGGUGACUUGACUGAAUUUUUUCCUGUGAUUGAAUAUGGGCUACAGUUUGAAAAGCCACAUUUGCCUUUAUGCUGGAUUUUAAAAAAAAUAAUAAAAUGCGUAUGACAUUUUCCCUUUAUAUGUUAAACUUUUCUUAGCAUUUUGUAUUUGUAUAUUAUCAUUUUGUGAUUUUAAACCAUAAUUCAGUUAAAUAUAGUUGUAACAAGUGAGAAAUGAUUGGCCUUUAUAUUAUAAAACCAGGGGAAAAUUGGAAUUUUCUCAUGAGUAAACACUUUGCUGCCAGAAAUUCAGUAUAUAUUGGUGUUAUAUACAAUAAUACACCACAUUGUUUUCAGGCUAAUAAAUCUUAACUUAUUCAAAUGUUUGUCUUCAGAAUUUAUAUUGUAAACAACAUUGACAACUGCUGUGUUUUAAGGAGUGGGUGUUUUAAAUGUGUUGUAAUGUAAGAAUCAAAGGUGUACAUAAAAAUAGACUUGCCAGUGUGGAACGUAAAGCUGAAAAUCCAAGAAAUUAGAAACAUUACUUCUUUUUUUAAUGAGGUGAAACAUGGGUGAAUACAACUCAAUAAAAAGUGUGAAGACAUUUUA